Lactuca sativa (garden lettuce) is the source of this 656-nucleotide messenger RNA. Its product is annotated as cytochrome b-c1 complex subunit 7. The record is from RefSeq and is a predicted model, not a curated record. Lineage: Eukaryota; Viridiplantae; Streptophyta; Magnoliopsida; Asterales; Asteraceae. Gene Ontology annotation, cellular component: respiratory chain complex III. Gene Ontology annotation, biological process: mitochondrial electron transport, ubiquinol to cytochrome c.
CGUUGGAUUGAAUUCAACAAAUGAAUCUUCUAGACCUCUCAUGACUUCCCUCCCUUUUUUCUACGCAUGAUAAUUAAUCAACAACGAUCAUCAAUUCAUCAAACAGAAAUCCAGAAACAAAAUGGCCUCUUCAUUGAUGCGAUGGAUGCUAAACCCUAACAAGAAUUGGCUCGCUGCUCAACACAAGAAAGCACUCUCCGCUCGCCUCCGUAAAUACGGUCUUCGAUAUGAUGAUCUAUAUGAUCCUAUGUAUGAUUUGGAUAUAAACGAAGCCUUAAAUAGGCUACCUCGAGAGAUCGUUGAUGCUCGUAAUCAGAGACUGAAGCGUGCUAUGGAUCUUUCAUUGAAGCACACGUAUCUACCUGAAGAUCUUCAGGCAAAACAAACACCAUUCAGAAGCUAUCUUCAAGAGAUGUUGGCUCUUGUAAAAAGAGAAAGAGCAGAACGCGAAGCUUUAGGAGCAUUGCCGUUAUACCAACGAACAAUUCCUUGAGCCAAGAAAAAAAAAUUAAAUCCAUAUUAUAUUAAGAGUAUGAGAUGCCAAAUUGUGUUUAUUAGUGUGUUAUUUUGUGUAAACUUAAAUGUGAUGUAAAAAUCUGAUAUCUAAUGGUGUUAUAAAUAUUAAAUCUUUAUUUAUACAAUAAUAUAUUUUUUUA